Messenger RNA from Ixodes scapularis (black-legged tick), 1164 nucleotides. Its product is annotated as lipase member M-like. The record is from RefSeq and is a predicted model, not a curated record. Gene Ontology annotation, biological process: lipid metabolic process. The transcript has 9 exons. The coding region runs from base 1 to 1164 and encodes 387 amino acids. Gene Ontology annotation, molecular function: hydrolase activity, acting on ester bonds. NCBI's taxonomy places the organism in Eukaryota, Metazoa, Arthropoda, Arachnida, Ixodida, Ixodidae.
AUGAGCGGUGUGUGUAACCUGAUUUAUGCAAAGUGGUUGGCGACGACUCGUGCGCAGGCCGAGUUGAUUCGAAGCAAGGGCUACGCCGCCGAGGAGCACCAGGUGGUCACGCAGGAUGGUUACGUGCUCAGCCUGCAGCGGAUACCGCACGGCCGAUCUUCCGCGACGUCCUGGAAGAGCCCGCCUCCAGUCCUGCUCGUUCACGGACUCUUCUCUUCGGCUGUCGAAUGGGUCAUCAACCACCCGAACCAGAGCCUGGGCUUCCUCUUGGCGGAUUCCGGCUACGAUGUCUGGCUGGGAAACUUCCGGGGCACCCCGUACGCUAACCGUCACGUGGAGUACGAGAACACGGACGGGCGCUACUGGAACUUCAGCCUCGACGAGGUGGGCCUGUACGACUUCCCUGCCCUGGUGGACUUCGUCCUGGCUGCCACGGGCAAGAGCUCCCUCUUCUUCGUAGGCUUCUCGCAGGGCAACACGGCCGCUUGGGUCAUGCUGGCCGACAGGCCCGCCUACAACCACAAGAUAAGGCUUCUUAUGGCUCUGGCGCCCGUGGCCAACAUGAGCUUCAUCAGGAGCCCGAUUCGCUUCCUGGUUCCUGUGUCUCCCGUUCUGACGGAAGCGGCCAUCACCUUCAACCGAGGACGCCUCCUAGUGAGAUCAGAGACCACGAAGCGGCUGUUCUACAAUCUGUGCGAGACACCCCUACGCUACAUGUGCUCGCUUCCAACUUUCUUCCUGUUUGGCGUCAACCUCAACCAGCUCAACGAGUCGAGGCUUCCCGUCUACUCGAGCCACAUCCCGUCCGGAGCGUCAAAAAGAAACGUGGAGCAGUUCGCACAGAUUAUCCGAGCCAGAAACUUCGUGAAAUACGACCAUGGAACUGGAGGCAACAUCGCCCGUUAUGGCCAGCCCACGAGUCCGGCGUACGACCUGGGUAGGAUCACGGCCCCCGUGGCGCUGUUCUCGAGCGUAGGCGACUACUUCGCCAACCCCCGGGACGUGGGCACGCUCCGAAAGAGCCUCCCGAACGUCGUGUUCGACUACGUGGUGCCGGAGCCGGGCUUCGUGCACCUGGACUUUGUGCUCGGGACUGGGGCAGCCCAAGCCGUCUACGGGCCCCUUAUCGAACUCAUGGGACGCUGGGCGGUAGGCAUGCAGUGA